CACUAAACACAACCACCGUCUCUGACGCUUGUGUCUUUGUCUUCGAGAAAGAUGUCGUGUUCGCUGAGCGAUGGUGUCGCAUACUCAGCUGAAGUUACUGCAACUUGGACUCUUCUCAUCGUACUCCUUGCCUCCAAUAAUCUCUCUACUGCAGUCCCGCUACUACUACUUUCUGUUUUGGAGUGCGCAUCUGCCUAGUUGUUGUGCACGCGGGGUUUCUGACGCUGCUCGUUGACUGCUGGUUUGGAAAAUCAGCGCGCUCGCUGCCACUGCUUCUGCAGCUUAAGGGUAGAAAUUCAGGCCCUGGAAGCUCAAUAUUCCGUGGUCGGUGCUAGGCCUCUGCAAUUUGCAUCCAGCGGAAUGGGCAUGAUCAGUACUUGAGAUCUUGAGAACACGAGGCGCCUGGUUUUCUGAUCUGUUGUGGCGGACACUCAUCACCAGGACUGAGGACUGAUCGACUUGCAGAGGUUGGCAGAGGGAUUCCAAGGACAAUUCCUGGGAUACUAUCACAAGGUUUAGGGGGAGGGUGUGAUUGAGUUGUUGAAGAUGGGCGGGCUGGACUUCAGCAGGCGAAGCUCGGCGGCGGAGUCUUGCUUCGUGGUGGUCAUUGCAUUGAGCUUGUUGCUUGUAACUCAGGUGCGAGCUCAAAAUAUAGGCGUGGGAUUCUACGACCAAAGCUGUCCGCGGGCAGAGAGCAUUGUCACCGAGACAGUGAGAGAGUUCAACUCGAGGGAUGCCACCGUUCCUGCUGCAUUGCUCCGUCUCCUGUUCCACGAUUGCUUCGUUGAGGGUUGUGAUGGGUCAUUGCUCUUGGACCCAAGUCCCGAAAAUCCCGACGUCGAGAAAGCGGCGUCCCCCAACCUAACAGUGCGGGGCUACGACGUCAUCGACGCUGCAAAGGCACGCCUCGAAGUUGAGUGUCCACAGACUGUCUCCUGCGCCGACAUUGUCGCUCUUGCUGCGAGGGAUUCCGCCGUACUUGCUGGGUUGAAUUUUCAAGGCCUCCCCUUAACUAUGGCGACUGGACGAUGGGAUGGGCGCGUUUCCAGCAGAAAUGCCGCGGAGGCUGCACUUCCUUCUUCGAAAUCUAAUGUGCAGCAGCUGACAGCGCAGUUUAGUAACAAGGGUCUUUCUCAAGACGAAAUGGUGACUCUCUCAGGUGCUCACUCAAUCGGCGUAGCCCACUGCUCGAACUUCAUGGACCGGCUCUACGACUUCCCAGGGUCGCCGAAUGGAGUGGAUCCCACGCUGGACCCUGACUACGCCGCUGAAUUGCAGGCAAAGUGUCCUCGAGGUAACCCCAACCCAAACACGGUAGUAAACAUGGACCCCCAAACGCCCUUCGUCAUCGACAACAACUUCUACAGCAAUGGAUUCGCCGGCAAAGUGCUGUUCAGCUCCGACAUGGCACUCUUCAACGACUUCGAAACCCAGUUCACGUCCGACCUGAACGUCGUGAACGGGAUCACUUGGAACCAGAAGUUCGGCAACGCUUUGGCUCAGAUGGCCGCCAUAGAUAUCAAGGACGACUUCGACGGCGAGGUUCGUCUCAACUGCCGCAGGAUCAACUGAUCCGGCGUCUCAAAACACCCAUACACAUGUGAGAUUUCUCAAUCAAAUCCACAGUCUAAACGUAGUUCUAUUCUAACCAACUCUAGAAAUCUAAAUUCUUUUCUCUUCAAGGCAGAUCAAUGCUUCCUGAAGGGGUGUCUAGCAUAACAUACAUUAGAAUCUCGCCAUCGCUGUACACAAUCCACCCAGUCGAUCUCUAAUUUUGACCUGCAACAACAAGCCAAUACGACGACGACGACGACUUAUUAUUGACAGUGGCGAAAUGAGUGAGCACCAAAUCUGUGGUGCUCACAGUGAGAAAUUAGCACCAUCGCAGCGAUAGAAUUUAAACUACUUCCGUGGCUUGGAUCUCACAACACACACCAGCCUCAUACUAUGUUGUUGUAUUACUGUCCACUGGUUCUAUUCUUUAGCCUGUGGUGUGGCAUUUUGCACCAUAUCCAUGGUGAUUUCACAUGCCUUUCUGCUGUAGUUCACUUCCGUCUACUCCCCAUUGAUAAUCCAUGGUUGGUUUAGUGUUAGUGGUGCUGCCAUGCGUUUUAAUGGGUCGUGGUAGUGAUUGUGUGACAUUGAUAUUGUAAUAUUUUGAGGUGGGUUGAGUUUGAGCAGUGUUGGUGCUGAA
Physcomitrium patens is the source of this 2194-nucleotide messenger RNA. RefSeq names its product peroxidase 5. Gene Ontology annotation, molecular function: peroxidase activity; heme binding. Gene Ontology annotation, biological process: hydrogen peroxide catabolic process; response to oxidative stress. Lineage: Eukaryota; Viridiplantae; Streptophyta; Bryopsida; Funariales; Funariaceae. The record is from RefSeq and is a predicted model, not a curated record.